UGGAGGUGUCUUUUUCUCCCGUUCACCUGCUGUUACCUCCACCACUUCCUAAUUUAAGCGGGGACCUUUGGUGUCUUCGCUAAUUGUCUGAUCGAUAAAGCUGCAUUUUCUCGCAAGAGAAACGGAAAAGGAGCUGGGGGUGGGCUGGGGAGAAGUGAAAGCAGCCACUGGCAGCAGUUCCUGUUCGUUUUGAGGGUGCAAAGGCAAAAGGAUUUUCUGGGGCUCCCUCUGUGGCGGGGGUAUUGUCCCCCCACCCCGUUUCCCACUUGGACAGCUACAUCUCAACGCAUCUGCUGCUUGGCCUUUCUCCGGAGAGAAGUCCUGCUGGGGGUCCCGGCAGGGUUGAAGGAUUCACAAGACCCACCGAGAGGGGGUCUGCUAGGCCACACAACAGAGAAGCUGGGCAGGGGUGGGGUGGGGGGAUAAAUCAAAGGGGUAUCUCUGAGAUUUCUUUAAUAGGAGGUGAAUCAUCUUCCCCUUCAGGGGCUUUGCCUUAGGGAGAAUGAGCAGUUGCAAACAGAACAGAGAGAGAGGAAAAAUUCUUUCUUAUGUAGAUUAGAUACCAUUGACCUUCCAGAAGCUCGGCUUGCUCUGAAACAGAGCAAAAUCAGAAAAUAACAGGGACUCCCUAUUAUUUAUUUAUUGCUCUGUGUUGCGACCAGAAUACAUUUGCAUUUGGAAGUGUUUCAAAAGCAUUUGGCACACUUUGGUUGUGUGGGUCUUAGAAACUAGCCUUCCCCAGUCUAAAGGGUAUUGGGAGCUAGAAUGCCCAGAAUUCCCUGGUGGCUGCCACUCCCAGAAUUCCUGUGAGCUGCACAGGCUAGGAAUUCUGGGGGCUGUAGUCCUGGUGCUUCCAGAAGGCGCCAACUUGGGAAAGGAUGACCUAGGCCCUUUGCAAUGGGCGUCUGUUUUGAAUUGCUCCUGCAGGUAACUGAAGGAAAGGACAACUCACGCAAGAGAAAAGCGGCAGCAAGAAUCUUUCCCAGAAGAAACAAUGGAGAAUAUCCAUGAACUACAACAUCCACUGUUGGGAAACCCGCCUAGCAAAACCCUCCUCCCUGGUGGGAUGCUAAGCUGGGCAGGUCCCCAGGACCGUUCUGGGCUGCUGUCCCACCACAUGCCAUCAAACCUCUCCUGGUUUUCCCCUGGCACCGCUCUUCUUCCCAACCAGCUCCUGGACCCCUGCAGCUUGUCGAGGACGGUGCAGUCCUCAAACCUCCCAGAGCCAAAGCUGUACCCGGAGCUGUGGAAACCCAGCAACUCCCAAGGCUGGAAGAAGACAGAUUACAUUGAAACCGCCUUUGGCGACGGCAGAGGGGCUGGCGAGCUGCCCCACAAGAUAGCCCUGGAGACGGAUAUUCAUACGGUCUGCUAUGAGGUGGGGGACAUGGAGCUGCCGGAGGUUGAGAACGACUCUUCAAGCGACAGCGACACAGAGAGCGAAAACAGCUUCUCCAUGUUGCAGCCUCAAGAUUAUCUGGGCCUGGCUGUUUUCUCAAUGCUGUGCUGCUUUUGGCCGCUAGGCAUUGCGGCGUUCUACCUGUCGCAAAAGACCAACAAAGCUUCAGCCAUGGGAGAUUAUCCCAGAGCGUGGACGGCCUCCCGUCAAACGUUUGCCCUGGCUGUCCUGUCCAUCAUUCUGGGCAUCUGCACCUACAUUGGUGCUGUGGUGGCCCUCAUCGCCUAUCUCUCCAACAAGGCCCCCACCUAAGACUUUCUGCCUCACCAAGAGCCGCUCUUCACCCUGUUCCUUGCCUCACCAUGGAACAGGAAAGGGAGGGGGAAGGCAGAAUGCAGACACGACAACAUUAAGACAUAUUCCCAUACCCUGGUUUUGUCAAGAAAGGAACCAGCCCAACUCUGUUCAGUUCAAGCUGACCGUUUCUUGGACCAAAGAGGAAUCGGUGGCAAGUUCACUUGCAAGAAGCUGGAAAAGAGACUGGGAGGAUAGCAAAAACUUGGAAAAGCACAGUCCUGAUCUGAGGCUCAACUUCCUGGGUCCUCUCCAGUCGGGAGGGCAGGGGGAGGCAUCAACCAGCCCACUUUUGCUGCCUUUCCCCUUGGAGCAAAGCGAAGGGACUGUUUAGACAAGCAGAACUCAUGGGACAUUGAGCAAGCAAAGAUGACCAUUGGCCCGGAGGAGGGCCUCUGUCUAGAGAUGUUCGGUUUGCUUGCCCCCACCCCCUUACAAAGCCCCCAAUUAUCUGUGCCCCUUGGUCAUGCUGCCUUUUCUACAGAGCCACUCAAUCCGCCAUGCCUGUGAUGGUCUGACCCCCUGGCUUCUCAAUAAAGGGUCAAGGCCCUGGGCCUCCUUUCACACCAGUUCCCGAGUGUCCUCUUCUGUGCUGAGUGACCCCACAAGGCAAGGGCUGCCUGAAAACAGUGUG
Molecule: messenger RNA, 2387 nt
Organism: Python bivittatus (Burmese python)
Lineage: Eukaryota; Metazoa; Chordata; Lepidosauria; Squamata; Pythonidae
Source: RefSeq, a predicted model, not a curated record